AUGGGGCUUUGCAAGUGCCCCAAGCGCAAAGUCACCAACUUGUUUUGCUACGAACAUCGUGUUAAUGUUUGCGAAUUUUGUCUGGUGGACAAUCAUCCGAAUUGUGUUGUACAAAGUUACUUGAAUUGGCUGACAGAUCAAGAUUAUGACCCGAAUUGUUCGCUUUGCCACACAACAUUGACACAGGGAGAAACCAUCCGACUGAAUUGCUUGCAUUUACUCCAUUGGAGGUGUUUUGACGACUGGGCUGCGAGCUUUCCACCAACCACCGCUCCAGCUGGCUACAGAUGUCCAUGCUGUAGUCAAGAGGUCUUCCCACCAAUAAACGAAGUCUCUCCUCUCAUCGAAAAGCUUCGAGAGCAACUGAAACAAUCGAAUUGGGCACGAAAUGCUCUCGGGCUUCCAGUUCUUCCAGAACUGAACAGACCUGUAAAAAAUAUCGCUCCAAUACCUCCUCCACCACCUCCACAAGUAAAACAUGUGUCUUAUGACGAUUCUCCUGCUCAAAAAGAGAUUCCGAUUCAUCACAAUAGAUCAGAAACUCCCGCUACUCACCUAGAAAUGGAAGACACCGCUUCAUAUUCUGUAUCCAACUCUGAUGUCACAUUUGCUAGAAAGAAGAACUUUGCAUCCGAGUCAUCCAGCGAUACUAGACCACUUCUUCGACAAGAUCGUGAUGCGGAUAAUGAGGAGAAUAAAUAUAAAAGACGUCCGACGAUUGAUUGGAUGCGUGGUUUGUGGAGAGCAAAGCAUGGAACCGGAGUGCCAGAAGAUCGUACUUCCGGACGAAAAAUGGCUAUUUUCGUAAUGUUCCUGGCGCUAUUGGCCCUUAUAACGAUUAUCACUGUUCUGAAGCGUGCUGGAUACAACGGCGAGCAUUCUUCAGACCCAAUGUUUGAUCCAAUGGCGAAUCCGAACAUCCGUGUAGCUGUUGAUGAUUCCCGCCUACCUCAUCUAUAA
Messenger RNA from Caenorhabditis briggsae, 960 nucleotides. The record is from RefSeq and is a predicted model, not a curated record. The transcript is spliced from 5 exons. NCBI's taxonomy places the organism in Eukaryota, Metazoa, Nematoda, Chromadorea, Rhabditida, Rhabditidae. The coding region runs from base 1 to 960 and encodes 319 amino acids. Gene Ontology annotation, cellular component: Golgi apparatus.